AUGCUCUUUCCAGUCUCCAUUUGCCUUGUGGUGACUGGGCUACUGCAUUCAGCAUUGGCUGCUUUUGGAGGCCCUGGCCUCGGACAUGCUGCUUUUCAGGCAGAGCACAGGCAAAUUUAUGCCUCAUCUUCAAGGCACUCACCACCACAGGUAGCCAAGAGAGACGAAGGGAAAUAUCUCAGCAAUCAAACUCAAGCAUUCGCCGUCAAUGGCACUGGAAUCCCAGACGUCGACUUUGACGUCGGUGAGUCCUAUGCCGGUCUAUUGCCAGUAUCCAACAUUACAGAUGAAGGAAGAAAGCUGUACUUCUGGUUCUUCCCAUCCACAAACCCCACUGCCACCGGUGAAAUCACUAUCUGGUUGAAUGGUGGUCCGGGAUGUAGUUCUAUGGAAGGCUUUCUCCAAGAAAAUGGCCCAUUUCUGUGGCAGUAUGGUACCUUCAAACCAGUCUCGAAUCCGUACAGCUGGCAUCGUCUCACCAAUAUAGUCUGGGUUGAUCAACCGGUCGGCACUGGAUUUUCGGUGGGAAAAGCAAAUGUCACCUCGCAGACGGAUGUCGCUGAGCAGUUUCUUGGUUUCUUGAGGAAUUUUGUAGAGUUGUUUGGUCUUCAGGGGAAGAAGGUGUACGUCACGGGAGAAUCAUAUGCUGGAAUGUUUGUGCCCUACAUCGCCAAUGCUCUCUUGGAUACAAAUGAUACCAGUCUAGGGAGUCUGGAUGGCAUCAUGGUCUAUGACCCGACUCUUGUUUCUGACACCGUCGAGCGGGAGCUGUUUGCUUAUCAGACCUACGAGACCUGGUCAAGGCUGUUCAAUUUUAAUGACACGUUCGCUGAAAGCAUCAGCCAUCAGGCUCAGUCCUGUGGUGCAACUGACUUUAUCCAGAAGUAUUUGACAUUUCCACCGCCAGGGCCUAUGCCGGCUGCACCAGACAACUGUGAUCUGUACAUGACAAUUGGCAACAAUGCUUUUAUUCCCAACCCUUGCUGGGAUCCAUACCAUCUAACAACAACAUGCCCCAACCUAUGGGAUGUCCUAGGCGCACCAGGGGCAUACGACUACCUCCCAGCCGGCGCAAAAAUCUACUUCAACAGACCUGAAGUCCAAAAAGCAAUCAACGCCCCCUUGAACGCCACCUGGGCAGAAUGUACCAGCGAGCCCGUCUUCAUUAAUGACACCGAUCAAACGGCCGCAGCAGGUCUCUGGUCCAGCCAAACCGUCCUGCCACGAGUCAUUGAGAAUGUCAACCGCGCCAUCAUCGGGCAGGGAGAAAUGGACUAUACCAUCCUCCCGAACGCGACUGUGCUCGCAAUUCAAAAUAUGACUUGGAAUGGCCUGCAAGGGUUCCAGCGUCCCAUCGAUGGCAAGUUUUAUGUUCCGCCUGAUGCGAAUAUGUCGGCUGGAUCGGGAAUUAUGGGUAGAACUAGGACAGAGAGAGGAUUGACUUUUGUAGAGGUUGCUUUGUGUGGACAUAUGGUGCCUCAAUACCAGCCCAGUGCGGCGUUCAGGCAUUUGGAAUUCUUGUUGGGUCGAAUUGAGAGUUUGGAGAGUCAGGAACCUUUCACCAUUGAACCAAUGUCUUAG
Molecule: messenger RNA, 1581 nt
Organism: Aspergillus glaucus CBS 516.65
Lineage: Eukaryota; Fungi; Ascomycota; Eurotiomycetes; Eurotiales; Aspergillaceae
Exons: 5
Coding region: 1-1581 (526 amino acids)
Biological process (GO): proteolysis
Molecular function (GO): serine-type carboxypeptidase activity
Source: RefSeq, a predicted model, not a curated record